AUGAAACCUUCGACUGAAAGUGUGAGCGACUUUUCCUCUGAGUUUGAAAAGAUUUAUACUACAAAAGACUUGGCAAUUGAAUUGGUCACUCGACGUUGUUCAAAUCUUUUCAAUGCUUAUGUCAAAGAAAUCGAGACAAGUAGUGAUAGACAUGUGGCUGAGCUCAUGUUUGCAUUUGAAGGUUCUUAUGAAGAGAUCACUAGUAUGGAACUGAAUGUUCUUGAAAAAUACAAAGGUGAACGAAUCCGCAGACGUAAUUCUGAGCAUCUAACUGAAUUGACCAAAACUCCCGUUUCUGGUGUACGGAUUUGGAACUGUGAUGGUCAUGUAAUUUACGUGCCGGAAUGUUUCAAAAUUGUGAUUGAUGAUGCAAAAAUCAAAAAGAAGAAAAACAACGAAAAGACAGGUCAACCGGGAAAACAAGAUGAAUCAAUGUCAGGGUCUACUAAAUCCAAAAUUUUUCACGAUUCACAAUUGCAAACUAUUUAUGAAAAGCAAGUUGAAGAACAUGAAGAACAUACCAGUUGUUUCGUUGAAAUAAUGGAAGAAAAAGAGCAAGAAUUCCAAAGCAAGUGUGAUGAGUUUGUAGAACAAUUAUCUGGUUAUCUCGAGAACCUGUGUAAUAAACUAGAUUUCAAUGGUUCCAACAAAGUUGUUGAAAAAGCUGUUAUACAGAGUACGGAGAAUGAUCCAAUUGUCGACAAGCGUUAUGUCAACUACAAUCAAGUUGUUUCACCUGAUACUUCAACAAUUAGCAAUCAAAAUGCUGAGCUGCAAUUCGUAAAGCUAUGUAAUCCGCAAUUCUUGAUAAAACAAAAAUCAGGAAAUAAUACCAGCGCAGAUCACUAUUUCUCUUCCGAGCUGGAGCAAAUAGAAGAGACUGGCGUUUCAAUCGAAGGGUCUGUGGACGACGGUUUCUAA
Molecule: messenger RNA, 921 nt
Organism: Caenorhabditis remanei
Lineage: Eukaryota; Metazoa; Nematoda; Chromadorea; Rhabditida; Rhabditidae
Exons: 8
Coding region: 1-921 (306 amino acids)
Source: RefSeq, a predicted model, not a curated record